Messenger RNA from Cladocopium goreaui, 810 nucleotides. NCBI's taxonomy places the organism in Eukaryota, Dinophyceae, Suessiales, Symbiodiniaceae. The record is from the annotation of a GenBank genome assembly.
AUGGGCCGCUUCAAGAAGGUCACGUCAGGCGCAGCAGGUGCAGCUGCCCCGCCUGCCGAUGCAGCUCCUACGGUGACAGACCUGUCAUUGCUCACCACCAUGUCGCCGCUUCCUUUGGGUGGUGUGACGACCAUCGGACGUGUGACCUUUCUGUUUGGCAAUACGGAGGGCCGAUGGCCAGCAGUCAAGCUGGUACUGUCCGGGAUGAAGACUGGAGACCGUGAUGCUCCACAAGUUUUGGUGAAGAUGAAUAUGAAGCCAACGCCCUGUCCUUCCAUCGAUGCUCUUGUUAUGGUGUCCAAUGCGGAAAUCAGGGACGCUUGGAGGUCUUCCCAAGGAAUCAUUCCCGAGAGCCUGGUGGUGCCACAGUUAGCAUCUCGGGAGCUUUCAGUGACGUUUCCUGCACCGAAGCGUCGUCGUGAUGCGCUUCAGUCGUCCAUCCAGAUUUUGGCAGAGCAUCCUCACGCAGACAGUUUCCCAAUGGCAUCCUUUGACGUUUUGGAGCUUGGCCAUGUGCCGGUGGGGCAGAGUGACAUUUACGUUGCCUGCUGCUUCAAGGUAGCUGAAGUUGGGCCGGUUUCUGGGGAGGGCGAGAGGUUCCGCAGACAGGUCCGUGUGGUAGGCACAGAGGAAGGAUCGACAGAGAGUUGGACGGUGGUUCUCUUUGACUCCCAUGCCGAAAGCGAUCUAUUGCAACGGGACCGUCUCCUGGUGCUCGCUGGGGCGCUGGUGUCUUCGAGCCCACGCACAUUGCUGGGGUAUGCCAAUCUGUCUUGCCUGAUGGAGUAUCGAGUCGAUGACGAAGAAUGA